Molecule: messenger RNA, 4844 nt
Organism: Pteropus alecto (black flying fox)
Lineage: Eukaryota; Metazoa; Chordata; Mammalia; Chiroptera; Pteropodidae
Gene: ZCCHC24
Product: zinc finger CCHC-type containing 24
Exons: 4
Coding region: 57-782 (241 amino acids)
Molecular function (GO): nucleic acid binding; zinc ion binding
Source: RefSeq, a predicted model, not a curated record
CUGGAGGGGGGGACGCGAGCGGGCUGCCGGGGAGGGACCGGCACCGCCGCCGCAAAAUGAGCCUGCUGUCGGCCAUCGACACGAGCGCCGCCUCGGUGUACCAGCCAGCCCAGCUUCUCAACUGGGUCUACCUGUCGCUGCAGGACACGCACCAGGCGAGCGCCUUCGAUGCCUUCCGGCCUGAGCCUCCCGCCGGCGCUGCGCCUCCAGAGCUCGCCUUCGGCAAGGGCCGCCCGGAGCAGCUGGGCUCGCCCCUGCACUCCAGCUAUCUCAACAGCUUCUUCCAGCUGCAGCGCGGAGAGGCGCUGAGCAGCGGUGUAUACAAGAGUGCCUCGCCCUACGGCUCCCUCAACAACAUUGCUGACGGCCUCAGCUCCCUCACCGAACACUUCUCUGACCUGACUCUCACCUCUGAGACGCGCAAGCCCAGCAAGAGGCCCCCGCCCAACUACCUGUGCCACCUGUGCUUCAACAAAGGACACUACAUCAAGGACUGCCCCCAGGCACGCCCCAAAGGAGAGGGUCUGACCCCAUACCAGGGCAAAAAGCGCUGCUUCGGUGAGUACAAGUGUCCCAAGUGCAAGAGAAAAUGGAUGAGCGGGAACUCCUGGGCCAACAUGGGGCAGGAGUGCAUCAAGUGCCACAUCAACGUGUACCCACACAAGCAGAGACCCUUGGAGAAGCCCGAUGGCCUGGAUGUGUCCGACCAGAGCAAGGAGCACCCCCAGCACCUGUGCGAGAAGUGCAAAGUGCUGGGUUACUACUGCCGGCGAGUGCAAUGACCGGCCCUGACUGCCAUGCCCGCCACCCUCCUGCCAGCCAGAGACGACGCCACCUCCCCGGUGUUCCUUGGUGUUGCUGUGUGUCCCCACAUGUGUGGGGGCAUCCUGGAAGGCCUGUGCGUCUGGUCAGGGGGGUCUUAGGUUCUUGUCUCAUGUGUGUUGAAACAGUGUUACUGACGCAGCUGCCCCACAGAAGCCAGGUCUCUGGGACUCUCUACAGGUGGGCCUCGGGUCUGUGUGGAGGAGACAGAGGCAAGCAGACGUCGAUGCACAGGAUCCCACAAAGCCCUUGGGAUUCCCCACAGGCUCUCCUCUGAGACUCCCCUUGGAGUGAGCAGCCUUGUAUUGGCCACAAGUGCACUAAAUUUACUGUGAAUCCCAAAGCCUGCAGGGGACCGUCUCUCCAAGACCAGCCAGGUCGCCUUCUCCUACCCAGAACCUUCCAGUUUGCCCCGUGUGCAAAGCCACUCUCAGAAAGUAUAUGUAUCUUUUUUCUGUCCCAUUUAAGUCAGCAGUCUUGGUGAGCUGACACCUGUUCUAGCAACUUCUGGGGAGUGGGCAUCUCUGGCCCAUGCCCAGUUUGAGCCCCAAACCUGACCGCCUCUGACAUGGUUGGCAUUGCACCUGGGUGCUGCACCAUCCCCCGUAGACCCAGAGGCAGUAAUGUUGGACAGUGCCCCAAGGUGUGACAUGGGGCACAUCAGGCAUCCCCUGCCCCCACUCGCCACCACACACUUUUCCCACUUGGCUGUUGUCAGCCCCAUCCCUUUCCCUUCUCCUUUGCUUCCCACCCACGCUGGGGGUCCAUCCCCAAUCGAAGAGGCAGGGCCCAGUGCGGAAGCCACGCUGGCAGGAAGGACACAGGCCUGGUGGUCUGGAGACCUAGGUUCAAAUGCUAGCCCUGCUGCUGGUGCGCUGCGGAACUUGGGGAGGACGUCUCAUCUCUGAGCCUCAGUUUCCCCACUAGUUACGUGAGAGAGCAACACUAGAGAGCAGAGAGGUCUGUUUCAGUUCUGAUGUUCUGGAAUUCAGCCUGGCUGAGUGCCAUCUCCUGGAGCAGAGGGCUUUAUGUGGAGAGUUUCACCAGGUCCCGUACUCCGCACCAUUAGUUGGUCACUUAAGUCAGGCUGAAGGAUGCCAGUUAUCCCCUGUCACCCCCUACAGCCCCAAGCCUGUUGUCCCCCACCCCAGCAAAAAUGAAGGAGAAGGGUCCCCUUCCGUCUCACAUGGGGCAACCUGGAGACAAGCUGCAGAUCCUCUCUUUUGUAAACCGGGGACAAUUAUUUCCUACCUCCCGAAGGAGCAGGGAGGCCUCUUGGCUUGUCACAUUGGUCAGGGAGACACUGUCCUGGCAGGCGGAGGGGUCAUGCUCCUCUCCCCUGUCCCCAGUGAGAAGCCUGAUUUUCACUGUCAUAACCAUCUUUCAUUUCUCCCAGGAACAGGGAGAAAACUGACUGUCAGAACUGCGUCACUUGAUUUUGCCCUAACGUUAUGCCUCUGUGGAAAAAAACAUCAGACCACGAAAUGGGCCUGAAAUUCAGUGUUUACCACGGCGCAAGGACACCAACUGGUGCCCAGUUGCCUUUUGUUUUCAAAUGAAAAUGCUUUGUACAACUGAGGAAUUACAGUAAAGUGUUAACCAGGGGUCCAGGGAGUGAGUCGAAGACACGGAGUGAGUGUAUUUGCGGCCAGUGGGCUGCAGGUAGAUUUCGGGGGGCCAGCCCCUCUGAGCACUUAGUAAGAGGGUAUUUAUUCCAGCCUGUGCCUGAAAGCUGCCUCCCUCCUGCCCACAGGGGUAAUGCCUGGCAAAUGACCAUGGACACCCUCCCCACCCACUGGGUAAUGCCACUGGGCAGUCCCUGCCCAGCUGUUGCCUGCCUUCUCCAUGAUGUCAGGGUGAGCUGGCGUUGCCCCAGCUCAAGGCACUCUGACCCCAAGGAGAAGCUGCUACUGUCAGUCAUCCUAGUGCACUGCUGAAGAUAAUGUUCGCAGAGGUGGGCAGUAUGCUUGUUUCUGCUGCCAGGACCGGGUCCCAAUCCUUCCAGUGACCUGGCCCAACAGGGGAUGUUGGCCUCAGGAUGCCUGAGGCCUGCCAACUAUGCUGCAAUGGUGGGGGAAGCCCACACCCUAAAAAGAACUAAGACUCCAGACUGCUAGAGGCCAGGGCCCUCUAUGGGCCAACAGAAGAUGGGCUAUCACCCUAAAGUGACCUUCUCAGUGGGCUUAUCCAGCUGGCAGCAGUUGCCCCUGCCAUCUGCGCAGAGCCGGCCACCAGGGGGGCUGAGCCCUCUGCCAGUGGCAGCCACUCUGCGCUCCCCACUCCUGCACUGUUUUGGCUAAAUUUGGGAGCUCUCUGUGGUCAGCAGAAGCCACUGCUAUGCAGGCCGGGUGCUAUGAGAAUUAAGUGCUCAGAGGAGCUGGGAGCCCAGGCGACAAGAAAGUAUGUGGUUUUAGUACGUUCAAAAGGGACAAUCGCUUGCAGUUUAGUAGAUCUAGUGAUCUAGCUGGGAGAUAACAGUGUUUACCCCAUAUGAAGUAUUCAAUAGUUCUACUUGUGAAUUUGUAUUUAUUUUGAGUUAUACUUGACACAGAAUUCCUUUUUUUUUUUUUUAAGAAAAAUACUAUUUGUGUAUUUUGAAAAAAAUUCAUAGAUGUUAAAAUUUCUGCAUGGUUACCAAUUUUUCUCACAACACUGAAUUUGUUACCUUCUCCCGAAAAAUCUUCACAGUGAUUUUUGUCUGUAUAUAUUUGAGGGCCUUUUUUAAAAAAAAAGAAAAGAAAAAGAAAAGAAAAAUAUAAUUGUAUAAUUUUUGAGACAAGAAAAAGAGGCAUUUUCAAAACUUCAGAGCUUUCAGGAGGGCAAUAGAAUAUCAAAUGAAGAUUUCUGGAAGUAUUUUGCAAACCUUCUUGUUGAGCUAUAAGAAAAUAUUUAUGGUGAGAACUUUUCUUUUUUUUGUGGUUUGAUUUUUUUACUAUACUUCGUUCUGUAAAAAGUAUGCAACUGAACUACAUUAAGAAGGAAAUAUUGUCUACAUAGAAUAUUAUAUGAAGUUGGUACAUAAUUCUGACGAGGAAAAAAAACUUUGCAAUUCUUUAAGCCAUAUUGUUAUUCUGUGUUGUUUUCCUUGGAUGAAAAUAUCAGUAUUAAGUAGCCAGCAUAUUAUUCAAGUGCUUAGACUUAUUAAUAUGUUUCUGUCCUGUAUUUAAACAUGUGUGUAUUUUGGAAAGUACUGCCUUCUUUAAGGGAAGCUAUUAUUAGAUAUAUAGCAAAAAAGGGAACGGUGACCCCUUUGAAACUCUUCAGCCGAGAAUAACAAACACAGCAUUGUAAUCCAUUCUUUUGCACCUUCUUAUUAUCUUGUUAUUAUGGUUAUUAAUUUUGUAGGGGGGCAGGGAGCGGGCCAGGGGAAGAAGGGGCAUGUGACUAACUAGCCCCUCCACGGUCAGCCAGCUCCAAGGAUGGCCUCCUUGGCCUGGUGAAGGGUCCCCCAGUUGGUAGGGCCCAAGAAGGGAAGAAGAAGCAAGAGGCGGACUUCUCUAUGCCCCCUGGAUCUUUGCCAUCUGAGCCACUCCCCGGGGCCCCAGGCUCUUUGAACUUGGAUUUGUCAACCAGAGCCCUCACCUGCCCUCCAACGUCUAAUAGACUUGAAUCUACACUAAAAGAAUAUUUAACCCAACAUCACUACAUCGUAGCCCAGUGGAACAACUAACCCUGAAGUGUGGGAGGUAUCUGGCCUUCAGGGAGGUGGCCGAGCCAUCUCCUGAGGGCUAGUGGCAGCAGACUCAUUGCUCUCUGCUGCCAACCUCACCAUUUGACCUCCUCUACUCCUGUGGGGUAACGCUGUCUGUGUCUGUAUCUGUUAAUAUGUGUGUGUCCAGCUAAAAAGACAAACAGAACCCGUGGGCCCAGCUCAAGGGGUGCAUGGAAAGCCUCCUGACCCCUCUGAAGGGCUUUCCUCGGGAUGGCAUUCCGUCGUGUGCCUUAUUCCUGGAGAACCUGUAUAUGGCUUGCGAAUAGAAAUAUAGCUUUUUCAUGCUGUAUUAAAAGGACUUUAAAAGCAA